Molecule: messenger RNA, 1658 nt
Organism: Lycium barbarum (goji berry)
Lineage: Eukaryota; Viridiplantae; Streptophyta; Magnoliopsida; Solanales; Solanaceae
Exons: 4
Coding region: 537-1247 (236 amino acids)
Source: RefSeq, a predicted model, not a curated record
UCCACAAAUUCCAUGUGGGCAGUGUGAGUGGAUUGUGGUGCCCACACAAUUUUGUGUCAUCUAUUUAGUGAUCCAACUCAUUAAUGUGGGCCAAUUUUCUUUGUACAACUCAAGGGGGAAUUAAAAGAUGACUUGCUAGUCAUCUUUAGUUCACUUUCCACACUUAGAGAAAAGAAGCAAAAGCUGAAAACCCCAUUGGAGGCUCUCGGCCAGCCUUGGAGAAAAUCAACCCCCAUUUUUAGCUCUCUUAAAAUUAUUUCCUUGGUACAAACCCAUUAUUUUGAGGACCCUAAGUAGAGUGGAAGCAUCGUUGGAGCGAUCAACCUAUUAAUUUUUCAUCUUUUGGAAAACCCUAGCCUAUUGGAAGUUGAAGAGAAAAAGAUCGUGGGCAGCCCGAAUCAUAGUUUGGACUUAGCUCGAGUUGGAUCAUAUUGGAGAGUGUUCGAGGUACAGACGCACAGUUCGGUGAUCCCCCAGUGUAGGAUACCCCUUUUGCUGUUGGAGUGCUCCCCUCCCUUCAGAGCACAUCUUUUGUGAUGCCUCCGAAAAAGGCGACGACCGCCCAGACGAAAAAGGGCGUGGUAGGAGAGACUAGCCGAGCUCAGAGGGGUACUCGAACCCUCGCUCAGAUGAUGCGUGAUAUUGCAUCCCGGCCAGCAGACUCUGCUACGUCUUCAUCGUCAGAGGAGUCUGGAGCAGCUUCACCAUUAGCUCCAGAGGCUCCAGCUCCCGCGCCUCCAGCUCCUCAGCUAGGGGCGGAGGACAGGACACUGAGAGAGGCUGUGCAGUUAUUGACCACUCUGGUAGCGGGACAGGCUCGCAGACGCGGGCGGAGAGAUGAUGAUGAUGACGACAGGCGUGACAGCCUGAGGGUUCGAGAGUUUCUAUUAUGUGGCCCUCCAGAGUUUUACGGGUCUAAGCCCGACGAGGACCCCCAUGACUUUAUUCGGGGGAUGCGGCGCUCACUACAUUUGGUCAGGGCUUCAGAGACUGAGUCUGUUGAGUUGGCUUCGCAUAGACUACGGGAUGUUGCUACUCACUGGUAUGAGUCCUGGGAGCUAUCUAGGGGUGAGGGUGCUUCCCCAGCUACUUGGGACGAGUUCGUGGAUGCUUUUACCCGCCACUUUUUGCCCCAGAGUUACGGCGGGCGCGGGUUGACCGAUUUUUACAUCUGCAGCAGAGGGGUCGGAGUGUUCGUGAGUAUAAUAUGGAGUUUGAUUCUCUGGCCCGGUACGCACCUGCCAUAGUAGCAGAUAUGGCCGAUCGGAUGCACAGAUAUGUGAUGGGGUUAGACCGCUACUUGAUUGAUGGCUGUAUGGCGGUGGCAUUGCAGACAGACAUGGAUAUUGCCCGACUACAGGCUUAUGCUCUGGGUAUGGAGGACCGACAUAGAGCUGAUUAUUCCAGCAGAGAUCGGGAUAGGAGGCCGCCCAAGAGGGCCAGAUCCGCAGGCUAUUCUGGAGAUUCUCGAGGCAGACAGCCUCAGCAGCAGCAGGCAGGCAGACAUCUUCCUCAGGCAGACAGCAGCAGGCAGGCAGACAUCUUCCUCAGGCAGACAGCAGCAGGCAGGCAGACAUUAUUUUCUUUUUCCUUUUCUUUUUGUAAUUGGGGAUAAUUGCACAUUCAUUCUUUAGUAAUUGAUAAAUUUUAAUUUUAGU